CCGCCCCGCCCCGCCCCGCGCUCGCCCAGUGCGCCGGAGCCGCCGCCGCCGCAGCCACAGUCGCGGGCACGAUGGCUUCUGGAGUUACAGUGAAUGAUGAAGUCAUCAAAGUUUUUAAUGAUAUGAAAGUAAGGAAGUCUUCCACACAAGAGGAGAUCAAAAAAAGAAAGAAAGCAGUUCUCUUCUGUUUAAGCGAUGACAAAAGACAGAUAAUUGUAGAGGAAGCAAAGCAGAUCUUGGUGGGUGACAUUGGUGAUACUGUAGAGGACCCCUACACAUCUUUUGUGAAGUUGCUACCUCUGAAUGAUUGCCGAUAUGCUUUGUACGAUGCCACAUACGAAACAAAAGAGUCUAAGAAAGAAGACCUAGUAUUUAUAUUCUGGGCGCCUGAAAGUGCACCUUUAAAAAGCAAGAUGAUUUAUGCUAGCUCUAAAGAUGCCAUAAAAAAGAAAUUUACAGGUAUUAAACACGAGUGGCAAGUAAAUGGCUUGGAUGAUAUUAAGGACCGCUCGACACUUGGCGAGAAAUUGGGAGGCAAUGUAGUCGUUUCACUUGAAGGAAAACCCUUAUAAGACAAUAGUCAUGUGCCAUCUGGAUCUUAAGGAGCUUCCAUUUCUCCAGCUCAGUCAAUUGGAAUAGUAUUAGGUGUUUGUUGUUUCUUUCCCCGCCCCUCUUCCCACUGGAUCUUUCCAGAACAAUGAAUGAAGGAAAUAUCAUUCAUGUAAGCAGCCUAUCAGUGAUUGCCAUUAGACUGUUUGAUACUGUUAAUUUUGUGUAGGAACCAAGGAAUGUCAUAUUUUAGCCAAAACAACUGGUUCUAUGCCUCCCUUGCAGCAAGCACUACAAUGAAUGUGAUUGUUAAUGUGAAUAGCUUAGAUUACUACAAAGGAUAAGCUAAUUGAAUGCCUUGAAAGUAUUAGCCACUGGUCAGAUGGUAAACUUUAUUCAGUAUUAUUUAUAGUUGCACUUGAUUGCAGUUCUGUGAGGCUCGAGCGUUCAUACACCUCACCUGCCUUGGCAAGCCUAUUUUUGUGACCUGGCAGCACAGAUGUAACACUAUGCAUUGAAAGCACUUUUUUUGUAAUGAAUUAACCCCCUCCACCCUCAAAAAGGAAUGCCAAUUAAGUUGCAUUAACUGUGUCAUCAACUUAUUGUAGUACCUCUGUUCAUUCCUGUUACUUGCAUAUCUUAAAAGGAAUAGCUGUUAUUGAUGUCUUUUUUUUUUUUGUUUUGCAUUGAAUGUCCACUACUGAAGAAGUGUAGCAGUUUUAUGUUUACCAUGUAAGUCUCGUAACACUAAAGAUACUUUGAAUAUCAGUCAUGAUGGCAAUUUCUGUAUAAAAAGAGCCUUAAUGGAACAUUGUUUUUGAGAUCUAACCUCACCCUCACAAAAGUGGCCACGUUGCAAUAAAAACUGUGGCAUAUUACAGAA
Messenger RNA from Suncus etruscus (white-toothed pygmy shrew), 1432 nucleotides. RefSeq names its product cofilin 2 (gene CFL2). Gene Ontology annotation, cellular component: actin cortical patch; actin cytoskeleton; cytoplasm. Bases 72 to 572 code for a protein of 166 amino acids. NCBI's taxonomy places the organism in Eukaryota, Metazoa, Chordata, Mammalia, Eulipotyphla, Soricidae. Gene Ontology annotation, biological process: actin filament fragmentation; actin filament severing; cell motility. The record is from RefSeq and is a predicted model, not a curated record. Gene Ontology annotation, molecular function: actin filament binding. The transcript is spliced from 4 exons.